GACAAUUUAUUUUUCUUUCUGCACCAGAUGGAAAAAUUUGGUUAUAAAAAAUACCUUCACACGAGGAAACAAAACCCUUCAAUCAGCAUUUUUUUCACUACUUAAAUAUUUAUAAUACAAAACCUGUCAACAGUGGAACCAUCAAGUGUCAUUUUACUUGUUUACAAGUACCGGAAUUAUGUUAAAUUAUGUAGAAGGUUCUACACUGUAGGAGAACACUCUGUAUAUAAAAAACCUCCCUUAACCACCUGUUCCUCAAUAAAAUAUUUUGGAAUUCCCAACUUUCUCCUUUCUAAUCCCUUUCAGGGAAAAUCUCAUCCCUAUUACUCCCUUCCAAAAUCCCAUUCAAUUACACCAAAUACAUAAACAUGUAACUUGUAAAAACUAAUUUCUAUUCGAUCAUCCAACCACAUCCGCAUCAUCCACACACUCGCCUUCAUCUCUCUCCCACCCACACAUCUUAACAGUCAUCGACAAAGACGCACUUUCUACACCAUGCAAAACCACCACCGUCUAUAUUCAAAACCUGCCGAAUAAAUGAAUGGCAUUAUUGAAAUCAUCUGUAUAAAACGAGAUUAGAUCAAUCGGAUAACCCAGACGACGUCUCCACUCCGUACUGAAACGUUGUUCUCUGGUGGAUUUGUCCGCGGUGCAUCUUCACAAUGUUCUUCAUCCAAAUCACACAAUUCACAAUUUAUUUAAUUGCUUUCGUGGUGUUUGCCACCAUAUUCGCCAUAGCUGAAUCUACGAGACAACGACAGGGGAAAUACCGUCCACCAAGUCCGUUAAAAUUGCCCAUAAUUGGACACUUGCAUCUCUUGGCAGGAUAUCAAGUACCUUAUCAAGCUUUCACAUCGCUAUCGAAGAAAUUCGGAAGUGUGUUUAGUCUUCAGUUGGGGUACGUCAAGUGUGUGGUGAUCAACGGACAGAAGAACAUAAGAGAAGCUUUAGUCACCAAAGGACACCAUUUCGAUUCCAGACCGAAUUUUGAACGCUACCAACAACUCUUCUCCGGAGACAAGGAAAACUCUUUGGCUUUCUGUAAUUGGUCUUUGACUCAGAAAACACGACGCGAUAUGCUAAAAGCGUAUACUUUUCCUCGAGCUUUCACCAAUCGAUUUUACACUUUGGAAGAAUUGAUCAAUAGUGGGACUAAAUCCGUCAUUUCGGCCCUUUCGACCAACACAAGUCCUACAAAAUCGAUCAUUUCGCGGAACUGUGCCAACAUUUUCACUCGGCAUUUCUGCUCGAAAAACUUCAAUGUUGACGAAAAAUCCUUCAUCGAAAUGGUCGACAAUUACGACGAAAUCUUCUACGAAGUCAACCAAGGCUACGCUGCUGAUUUUCUGCCAUUUUUGUUGCCUUUUCACGAGAAAAACCUCAAACGGGUCAAUGGCAUCACGCACAAAAUCCGCGAUUUCGUCUUGGAACAAAUCAUCGAAAGUCGAUUUGAUAAUUUCGACCCCCAGAGUGAACCAGACGAUUACGUCGAAAGCUUGAUCAAGUAUGUCAAAAGUGGGGAAUCACCAGAUUUGUCAUGGGACUCGGCCCUUUUUGCUCUGGAGGACAUCAUCGGGGGUCACUCGGCCGUUGCUAAUUUCCUAGUCAAACUCUUCGCCUUCUUGGCUAAAGAACCCCAAGUCCAGAGAAACAUCCACAAGGAGAUUGAUCGAGUUUUGGGGACUAAGGAAGUGGCAAUCUCCCACAGGACUCUUCUUCCAUACACAGAAGCCACAAUUUUCGAAGCGAUUCGUUUAAUCGCGUCACCAAUCGUUCCCAGAGUUGCCAACCGUGACAGUUCAAUCAAUGGUUUACAAAUCGAAAAAGGCACCGUGAUUUUUUUGAACAAUUACGACCUAAGUAUGUCUCCGGAGUUAUGGGACGAGCCGGAAAAGUUCAAACCGGAGAGAUUCAUCAGAGAAGAGCGUUUAGUCAAACCUGAGCAUUUCUUACCUUUCGGUGGUGGUAGGAGGAGUUGUAUGGGUUAUAAGAUGGUACAAUUGGUCAGUUUUGGGAUUUUGGGUGGGAUUAUGCAGAAUUUUACCAUCGAUGCUAACGAUACGAGUUACAAGGUUCCAGUAGGGUCGCUGGCAUUGCCGAAAGAUACCUUCACGUUUAAAUUUAUUAGACGAUAAUUUCACCGGAAGUAUUUCAAAUUGACAAGAGUACAAAAAUUGUGUGCUGGUUUCAGGCACGUCUCAAGUGAUAUGUUACGAAUGAAAUUUGUAUUUUUAUCAAAUCCUGUAACGUGUUAUUAUGUAACCCAAUUAUGUAUUAUUAGUUUAAGUAUUUUAUAUUAAAUUAAGUAAUUAAUAUAUGCAUAAGUGG
Molecule: messenger RNA, 2328 nt
Organism: Tribolium madens (black flour beetle)
Lineage: Eukaryota; Metazoa; Arthropoda; Insecta; Coleoptera; Tenebrionidae
Product: cytochrome P450 307a1-like
Exons: 3
Coding region: 663-2135 (490 amino acids)
Molecular function (GO): monooxygenase activity; heme binding; iron ion binding
Source: RefSeq, a predicted model, not a curated record